Ambispora gerdemannii is the source of this 816-nucleotide messenger RNA. Lineage: Eukaryota; Fungi; Glomeromycota; Glomeromycetes; Archaeosporales; Ambisporaceae. The record is from the annotation of a GenBank genome assembly.
AUGGAAACUUGUCGUCCAUACGAGUCUUUGAAAAUUAUUGUCAAUUCGUUUUUUGGCUUCACACUUUUAAAUUACUUUUCUUCAUCUUUGACUAAAUCUUUAACUAAUUUUUACAAUGAGCUUGACGAAGGGAAGAAAGCCAUUUGGGAUAACACAUUAGUUAGUUACGUUCAUGCCUCGAUAUGUUCCGUUUUGGCGCCCGUUUGUUUUUAUUUGUAUCCUGAAGUAUGGAAAAACCUGAUUUACACCAAUAUACCAAUUUUCGCGUUUCAAAUUGCUUUGUCUACUGGUUACUUUGUUUAUGAUAUGUCUGAUUUCGUAGUCAAAAAGAUAUUUAUGGAUACCGUCGGAAUUUGGAUUCACCAUAUAAUGAUUGUCAUCAUCUUCUCAUCUUCGCUAUACACAUGUGUCUGUACCGAAUACCUAACAGCCUCACUAAUCGUCGAAAUUAGUAAUGUCUUUUUACACCAACGAAAACUUUACUUGACCUGCUUCAAAACAAAGACAACACGUUUCUACCGAUUCAAUUCGCUAUUACUUUUCCUGACAAUGACCGGUAUACGAAUACCGGCUCAUGUCUACUUGAGUCUGAAAGUGUGGCGUGAAUACGAACUUUUUCACAAUCGUUUGUACUGGAGUAUGGCUUUUUAUGGGUUAAUUACUAUAAACAUUUUGAAUACCCAAUUGUGGUUACAGUUAUGGAAUUCUGAUUGGAAAAAAACAUUUCUUGGGGGUGGUGUUGAUGCUGUUUCUUCUUCGAAUGUAAAUAAGGAAAAUGUGAAAAGUGAAAUUAAAAUUAACGGCAAACAAGAAUAA